Messenger RNA from Juglans regia (Persian walnut), 963 nucleotides. RefSeq names its product protein FAR-RED ELONGATED HYPOCOTYL 3-like. Lineage: Eukaryota; Viridiplantae; Streptophyta; Magnoliopsida; Fagales; Juglandaceae. Gene Ontology annotation, molecular function: zinc ion binding. The coding region runs from base 1 to 963 and encodes 320 amino acids. The transcript is spliced from 3 exons. The record is from RefSeq and is a predicted model, not a curated record.
AUGAAUGCUUUUUUCGAUGGGUUUGUGCAUUCUGGUACGACUUUGAAGGAAUUUGUCGAUCAAUUUGACAAUGCUCUUAGAAAGAAGGUGGAGGUCGAGGCAAUAGCUGAUUUCAAUUCUCUUAACCAAACGAUCCCAUGUGUAUCCCCAUCUGACAUUGAGAAACAGUUUCAAACAGUGUAUACAAAUGCUAAGUUUAAAGAGGUCCAAAAAGAGGUGUUGGGGAUGAUUAUGUGUAACUGCACCCAUGUCAAUACGCAGGGAUGUAUAUCCACAUUCGAUGCUUUAGAUCAAGUUUCCAUCGAUGACCAUGUCAAAACAUUUAAAUACUCAGUUUACUAUAAUGAAGAGGAGUGCAACAUUAAAUGCACGUGUCAGUUGUUUGAGACAAGGGGCAUUCUCUGUAGGCAUGCAUUUAGGGUAUGUAAUAUGAAGAACAUUACGUUGAUACCCGAAAAAUAUGUAUUGGAUCGAUGGAGGAAAGACAUUAAGAGGAGAUAUACAUUGAUAAAAAGUAGUUAUGAUGACUUGCGGAGCAAUGCAGACGCACGGAGGUAUGAGGUUGUGGUGAAGAGAUGUUUAAAAUUAGCAACUCGUGUAUCUCCAAGUGAUUACCAUGUCGAUGCAUUCUUGCGCGUUUUAGAUGACUUUGAGAAAAAAUUUGAAAGUUUAACACUUGAAUCAAAAUCCAGUUCAACCAAGGUCAAAGCAAAUGUCGUCGCGGAUAAGGGUAAAAAAAUAUUAAGCCCUCACGUUGUCCGGGGGAAAGGGAGACCCCCGACAAAAAGAAAGGUUUCGGCUGUGGAGAAAGGAGCAACGAAAAAGAAGAAGAAACAGACUUGCAGAAAAAUAUUUGAUGAUGAAUCACAAUUGCAUGACCUUCCGGAAUCUCAAAUUAACACUAGCACACAACCAAUGCCAUUGGGCAAUGAGGAGGUGUGUGACCAUACUGAUGCGUUGUAA